AGCAAUAGUACGAGGAGCAGGUUGUGACCAUAAAUAACGGAUCGGUCGAUGUGUGAUGUGCUUUCACUUGUUGGAUGAGGACUCGUUUUCGCCUCAGCUCCGCCAGGAACGGUCACAGGAGGAGUACUUCUUGCUUCUGGAAUGCAUAGAGAUGGAGCCCUAAUCACAGCGGCCGAGGGGAGAGAGAUGAGACUGGUUUAUGCGUUCAAUUCCUCUGUUUUGCUGCUGGGUUUCACCGAGGAGGAUCUGAUAGAUAAAAACAUCAUUCAGUGGCAUUUCAGCAAAGCGGACAUCUCUUUGCCCAUUUUAGAUUACUACAUCAAGAGUAAGACCCUCACCAAAACUGAGCUGUAUAAAAAUCGGGUUGACUUUAACGAGUCCAAUGGGUCGAUACUGCUGAAACAUUUGCAAAUCAGUGAUAGUGGGAAGUACCAAAUCAAAGUUAAUCUGGAAAACAGCAUGGAAAAGAUUAUACACCUGGAAGUUUUUGUUCCUUUGUCAAAUCCAUUCAUUGUUGUUAACUCGAGUUACGUGGGAACCACUGUUGAGCUGAGCUGUAAGGUGCUGAUGGGAGAAGCGACAGAUAUUUAUUGGAUGAAAGAAGAGCAGAAGCUUUUUGGUGACGACCGCCUUCGGCUGAUGGACGACAACAGAUCGCUGGUGAUUGCUGAGGCCGAAAAGUGGGAUUGUGGGAUUUAUACUUGCGUCAUGGGAAACUCACUGGGACAGACAAACCACUCAUACCAUCUCGUCAUUUACGGUCUGACAAUUUCCCAUAAGGUCAUACUUGCAGGUUCAGCCAUCGCAUUUCUAUGUGCAUUGAUGUCCUUUACUGGAAUUGCAUUCCUUUGCAAUCAAUCAAAUAAGGAACAGUUGGACAUCAAAGUCCAGAACAAAAUCUUCUUCACACACCAUACUCUGGCCAUCUCGUCAUUGAUCGCUUUAAUCUGUGCAUUUAUUUUCCAACUGAAAGUUAGUGGUCCUUCUGCAAUAAUAUUGGUUCCUCUGGUGAUUAUAAUUGUCGUAAUAAUUAUUGUGACAAUAUCCACUUUGGAGAUAACGAAGUGUUGCAUGAAACAUUUCACCAAUAUUCGCAAGAAUAACAUCUUUCGUGUCCUAAAGGAUGUUGCAGUCCCCUUCAGUGAUCUUUUAACCAUUGCGAUUUCCUUGGUUCUGUUGAUUGAGAUAUUUAAGACAGCUGAUAAAGGAUGCAGUCUGAAGGCAGACAUACAAAACAUUGUUGCCCCAGUGGCUAUUAUCUUUUCCCUAAUUGCCCUGACGUUGAUAGUUUUCUUUGGCUUGUAUAAUAAAAGGCAAAACAGAAACAAUGAUGCUGAAGACCAGAAUGGAGAGGAAGUGGUUUGUCUUCAAGCAUAAAGAUCCUAUUGAGUCACAGUGCAACGGGAUUUUUAAUGUCCACCUGAACAGGCACAGAUGUUUAACAUCUCAGCUGAAAGACUUUCAACUCUUGUGGACUAAAUUAUUCUGUAAUUCACAACGGAGAGGGAGACGUGUUCGAUGUAAACACGAGGGAGAAGGGAAUUGAAGGGUUGAGCAGGGAGUAUUCCACAACAGCAACAACAAAUUACAUUUGCACAGUGCCCUUCACAUUGGGAGGGUAGUGGAAGGAGGGUGACUGCAGACAGUCGAAGGGUGCGGCAGGUCUCGAGAUGUGCUUGAAGGGGGGGACAGGAGGGCGCGAGUGAAUGGACUGUGGGAUGGGAUUCCAAAGGUUGGGGGCAGAGAGGCUGAAAGCCCGACGGCCGAUGAUGGGGCAGGCCAGCGGGGGAUGAAGAGCAGGCCGAAGCCCGCCGAGUGGAGGGAUUGGUAUGGAGUUAGCAGGUCACAGGGUAGAGAGGAACAAGGCCGUGGAGGGCUUUAUAGGUGAGGACGAAGAUUUUGAAUUCUCUCCUUUGGGGGGAAGGAAACUAUUGGAGUCAGACGAGGGUGGGGGGUGAUUGGGUCACAGAGCCUGACGCAGGAGAGGAUAUGAGCUGCAGAGUGUGGAGGGACGACAAGCAGGGAGUUGACGUAUGUGGAUGUAAUAAAUCUAAUAAAUGACUGUGUGGAUGAGGGUCUCUGUGGCCUUAGGGGAGAGGCCAUGGCGGUGCCGGGGGAUGUUGCAGAAGUGGGGAAGGCAGAGCAGGUCAUAGCACGGAUUCACUAUUUACUAUAGCAGAUUCACCAGAAGGACAACAAGAACAACAAAAUUACAUGUAUUAUAAAGGGCCUUUCAAGUCGGGAGGACGUCUCAAGGCGCUGGAAAGACAGAGUCACGGACCCGAGCUGGGGGUCAGGGUGGAGAAGACUGGAGGGUGGGGGGAGAAGCAGGGAGGUCGAAAACAGGGUCGAAGAGGAGGGUCUUGAGGUUGAUCUUGAAGGUGGCGCGGUGGGGGGGGCGCGAGACAAAGCUCCAGAGGUUGGGUAGGUUUAAAGGGUUAAUUUAUCAGGAAGGUUGCAUAAACUUGGUCUGUAUUGAGUCCCUUUUUGCUUUCUAUCCGGGAACUUGUUUGUUCAAGACGAGUGUAAUGAUCUUUCCUGUCUACGAAUAAAGGUAUGUUUUGUUUUAAAUAAAA
Molecule: messenger RNA, 2576 nt
Organism: Callorhinchus milii (elephant shark)
Lineage: Eukaryota; Metazoa; Chordata; Chondrichthyes; Chimaeriformes; Callorhinchidae
Product: hepatocyte cell adhesion molecule
Exons: 10
Coding region: 142-1377 (411 amino acids)
Source: RefSeq, a predicted model, not a curated record